AUGAUGAAUAUGGCUAAUAAAAGAAAUGAUCGAUCAAUGGUUGAUAAAAAUCUAGCUGAGACAAAGUCUGAUUUAACACUUCAUACAAAAUCAAAUCAUAUAAAAGAUAAACUCAAUGUAAAAAUUAAAGAACUAAAUGCAUCUUUUGGAAAGAUACUUCUUCCAUCAACGAUUGGAAUUCCACCAGGAAAUAGCAGUUCAGAAAAUCGUGCUCGUGAUCCUCGUCUUCUCUGGGCACCAGCUAUAAGUGUUAGCGGUAAAAAUGAUCAACCAUUUAUAACACCACAAUAUCAAAAGAAACAACGAAAUAUUGCUGAGAAAAGUGAACAAAUUAAAUUAAAUUCAAAAAUUGCAACAAAUACUGAUUUAAGUCAUUUAACAAGAGUAGGUAAUGAUAAAACAAGAUUACCCAUAUCGUUUAUUCCACAUAAAAUAAUUCUGCCAAAAAAAAUAUUAUCUAUAAUGCAACGAGGACCUGGUCCAACAAGUUAUCAACAUUAUAAAGAUUAUCAUCAAAUGGGCGAAGAAUAUAUUUAUACUCGACAACCUCGAAUUGUUAUACGUCCAUUAAUUGGUCCUAAAUUAAAACGCGAACAGCAUAUAGAUAAUAAUGAUAUGAUAUUAUCUCAAAAGAGAAAAACAAUUCCAGAUAUAAAACCAUUUUGGACAACGAUAGGCACUCGAACACACGACUCUCGCUUACCCAAUGCUCCAGUUUCUACAAUUCAUCAUCGAUUCAAUAUGACAUUGGAUGCAGAAGAAAAAAACAAUAAAUUACGAGGAAUGACUAUGCCCGGACCAGCUAUGUAUCCAAUGAUGACUAACAAUGAAGGAAUGAAAAGAGAUUUAUGUGGAAUUCGAGGUGUGACCAUAGCGCCAAGAUAUCGUGAUAAGCGUUUAGCAUUAUCUGGACCUGGACCAGCAAUGAUUGAACGUGAAUUAUUAGAUAAAGGAUAUAAAAAUAUUCUAAAAACAUCUCCAGCUUUUUCAAUGUCUUCUCGUUGGCCUCCAUAUUCACAUACAUAUACUGAUGAAUGUUCUGACAAUUUCUUUUAA
Molecule: messenger RNA, 1056 nt
Organism: Rotaria socialis
Lineage: Eukaryota; Metazoa; Rotifera; Eurotatoria; Philodinida; Philodinidae
Source: the annotation of a GenBank genome assembly